Molecule: messenger RNA, 456 nt
Organism: Rhizopus microsporus ATCC 52813
Lineage: Eukaryota; Fungi; Mucoromycota; Mucoromycetes; Mucorales; Rhizopodaceae
Product: glutaredoxin
Exons: 4
Coding region: 1-456 (151 amino acids)
Source: RefSeq, a predicted model, not a curated record
AUGAGCUUCAUUCGUUCUGCUGUCAAGACUUCUACCUUUUUCCGACCCAAUUUGAAUACUAGUUUUCGUAGUACUUCCUUAUUUGCUCGUUGGAUCUCAACGGAAAUGAAGGCUCGUUUAGACAAGGAUAUCAAAUCCAAGGAUGUCGUCUUGUUUAUGAAGGGUACUCCUGAUGCCCCCAUGUGUGGAUUCAGUCGUGCUGCCGUCCAAAUUUUACAAGUUCAAGGUGUUGACUUUAAUAAAGUCAAUGCAUUCAAUGUGCUAGAAGAUCCUGAAUUAAGAGAAUCUAUCAAAGAAUACUCUGAAUGGCCCACGAUUCCUCAAAUUUACAUCAAGGGUGAAUUUAUCGGUGGCUGCGAUAUCUUAUUAAAUAUGCAUCAAUCAGGUGAUCUCGAGGAUUUAUUAGUAAAGGAAGAGAUUGUUCCUCCUGAAGUACAGGAAGACGAAAAGAAUUAG